AUUAUAUAAGUAUUGUGUAUGUAUACACACAGAACACACACACACAAGUAGGUCCACAGCUAUAUUAUCUUUUCUUGCAAUAGGCCUGAUAAAAAAGCUGUAACUCCUCUGCCAAAGAUAAAGACCACCCCAUUUCUCUUCAUUCUGUCCCCCCCUUCUUGUUUUCUUUAAUCCCUUCUUUUCUCCCUUUGUCUCUCUGCAUAUAUACUCCAACCCACGUCAACUAAAGCUUGUCACUCUUCAUUUUCAGCUAGUAGUGAGUGUGUGUGUGUGUGUGUGUGUGUGUGUGUGGUGAGUGAGAGAGAGAGAGAGAGAGAGAGAGAGAGAGAGAGAGAUAUGUCAAGCUCUAGAGAUGAUGGGUUAGGUUUGAGCUUGAGCCUGAGAUGCCCGGAGAAUCACAGUCAUGAUUCUCCUCCUCCUCCGCCGCCUCCCGCCGCCGCCCCUUUUCCGUUGAAUCUGUUUAGGUCUCCUCUGCCCUUUAUGCAGCAGCAUAAACCCUCACCACCUGAAGCUUUUUACCAUUCUACUGAUGGGAAUAUGGAGGCGAGGUCAAUAUUCCGAGGAAUCGAUGUGAACAGGGCGAUAACAGUGAUCGACUGCGACGAGGAGGUGAUGGUUUCUUCCCCCAACAGCACGGUGUCGAGCCUCAGCGGGAAGAGGAGCGAGAGGGAGGAAAACGACGGAGAGAGGGCAACCAGCUCCCUCGAGAUCGACGACGACGGAGGCGACGCCGCCGGCAGAAAGAAGCUCCGCCUCUCCAAGGAGCAGGCCGCCGUCCUUGAAGAGACCUUCAUGGAACACAACACUCUCAAUCCGAAGCAGAAAACGGCUUUGGCGAAGCAGCUGAAUCUGAGGCCGAGGCAGGUGGAGGUGUGGUUCCAGAACAGAAGGGCGAGGACAAAGCUCAAACAAACGGAGGUGGACUGUGAGUAUCUGCGGCGGUGCUGUGAGAAUCUGACGGAGGAGAACAGGCGGCUGCAGAAGGAGGUGAGUGAGCUGAGGGCGUUGAAGCUUUCCCCUCAAUUCUACAUGAACAUGAGCCCUCCCACCACCCUCACCAUGUGCCCCCAGUGCGAGCGCGUCGCCGUCUCCUCCUCCUCCUCCGCCGCCCACCACCACCACCAGAAACCGCCGCCGCCGAGAUAAAUAGGAUUCUGAUGUUAGAGAUUUGACAUAUAACCUUUGGUGGAGUGGAGUGGAGUGGUGUUAGAAAAAGUUGACUAGUUUACCAACUCAACAUGAAUCAUUGGCUCAAUUUUUGUCUAAUGAUGAAUGUGCUUUUGGGAUAUAACCAAUUUUUAGUUUUGAAGAGAACACAACUAUAUCCAUGAAUGAAUAAACCAAACCAAAGUGUUCUUCAAUGUUGUUUCUCUCUUUGAGUAGGGUAAAUUAUUAUAGGGACUGUAAUAGUAAUAUGACAGAUUUUGGUAGCUUUCUUACUGCAUUUAUUAUGUGCUUUCAUUCUCA
Molecule: messenger RNA, 1467 nt
Organism: Salvia splendens (bonfire salvia)
Lineage: Eukaryota; Viridiplantae; Streptophyta; Magnoliopsida; Lamiales; Lamiaceae
Product: homeobox-leucine zipper protein HAT3
Exons: 3
Coding region: 337-1146 (269 amino acids)
Biological process (GO): regulation of DNA-templated transcription
Cellular component (GO): nucleus
Molecular function (GO): sequence-specific DNA binding; DNA-binding transcription factor activity, RNA polymerase II-specific
Source: RefSeq, a predicted model, not a curated record